AUGACUUCCUCACUUCCGGGCACUCGCGACUUGCCAGCCUCGCAGUACGAUUUAAGCACGUACUGGGGUCGUGUGCGGCAUUGCGCAAACGUUUCUGAUCCAAGAACGCUCCUCACAUCCUCCGCCGGCCUCGAAGAUGCGAAACGACUCAUCACUGCGUACAAGACGGGGAAAGUGCGGAACAUGAACCCCGAGCUAUGGCAGGCGAAGAAAAUCAUCGACUCCACGAUACACCCGGAUACGGGAGAGCCUGUUGUGCUACCCUUCAGGAUGUCUGCCUUUGUGCUGACUAAUUUGGUAGUCACGGGUGGCAUGCUCACACCAGGACUGGGGACUGCAGGAACGCUCGGCUGGCAGGUUGUCAACCAGUCGCUCAACGUGGCCAUCAACUACUCGAAUGCGAACAAAUCGACCCCACUACCUACCUCAGCAAUCGUCAAGUCGUACUUCAUCGCCGUGGGUGCAUCCUGUGGUGUUGCGCUUGGCUUGAACUCCAUAGUGCCCCGCCUGAAGCGUCUUUCUCCCAACGCGAAAUUGAUCGCUGGUCGUUUGGUACCAUUCGCCGCUGUCGCUUGCGCCGGUGUGUUGAACGUAUUCUUGAUGCGUGGAGAAGAGAUACGGAAGGGCAUCGAUGUAUACCCGGUUCUUACAGACGACGAGAAGCAGCGUGUGGAGAAGGGCGAGCUGAAGGUAGAACCUCUGGGCAAGAGCAAGAAGGCGGCAACGCUCGCGGUCGGCGAGACAGCAAUAAGCCGUGUGUUGAACGCGACUCCUAUUAUGGUUCUACCGCCUCUCAUCCUCGUCCGGCUGCAGAAGACGGAGUGGCUGAAGCAGAGGCCGAGAAUGACCACGCCCGUGAACCUAGGUCUCAUCUUCGCGACGAGCAUCUUCGCACUGCCACUGGCACUUGCUGCAUUUCCUCAGCGACAGGCUGUCAGUGCCAAGUCGCUGGAGGAAGAGUUCCAUGAGCGUGGAGGGAGGGACAACUUGGUGGAGUUUAACCGUGGGAUAUAA
Messenger RNA from Didymosphaeria variabile, 1014 nucleotides. RefSeq names its product Sideroflexin FSF1 (gene fsf1). Gene Ontology annotation, cellular component: mitochondrial inner membrane. The transcript has 5 exons. Lineage: Eukaryota; Fungi; Ascomycota; Dothideomycetes; Pleosporales; Didymosphaeriaceae. Gene Ontology annotation, biological process: monoatomic ion transport; mitochondrial transmembrane transport. The record is from RefSeq and is a predicted model, not a curated record. Bases 1 to 1014 code for a protein of 337 amino acids. Gene Ontology annotation, molecular function: monoatomic ion transmembrane transporter activity.